Messenger RNA from Saprolegnia parasitica CBS 223.65, 858 nucleotides. RefSeq lists its product as hypothetical. Lineage: Eukaryota; Oomycota; Saprolegniomycetes; Saprolegniales; Saprolegniaceae. Gene Ontology annotation, biological process: DNA damage tolerance; protein K63-linked ubiquitination. Bases 1 to 858 code for a protein of 285 amino acids. Gene Ontology annotation, molecular function: ubiquitin conjugating enzyme activity; calcium ion binding. The transcript is spliced from 8 exons. Gene Ontology annotation, cellular component: nucleus. The record is from RefSeq and is a predicted model, not a curated record.
AUGGCUGCUGCCAGGACCGACCUCUAUUAUGUGCCUGAGAGCUUGAAGCGCGAAUUUUCGACGCACGAGCUCGCAGAGUUCUUGGACCAGUUCAAGGCCUUUGACACGAGUGGCGACGGCGGCAUCGAUGUCAACGAGCUCUCGACGAUGAUGGCGUCCAUGAACGUGCACAUGGAGCGCACCGAGCUACUGCAGCUCAUUGCAGCCGUCGAUGAAAACAACUCGGGGCAGAUCGAAUUCACCGAGUUCGUGCGGAUGAUGAGCAACCUCCGGCGCGGCAAAGCCAACAAGCUCGGACGGUUCAUGCAGCUGGCGAAACAAGCGUUCGAGAUUCGGCGCGAAUUUACGGCGACCGUGACGACACCGAUUCCAGGCUGCGUCAUCGAGCCGUUCCCAAAGGACAUGCGGCAAUGGCACGUGCACAUUGCGGGCCCAGAGACGUCGCCGUAUGCCGGUGGUCGCUUCACUUUUCACUUUGAGUUUGGUCACGAGUACCCGUACGAGGCGCCGUCAGUGCGCCUCCUCACGCGCGUGUAUCACUUGAACUUUAUUGUGCUCGUCGACGGGUCCGCGUCGGCCGAGUGCCUCACGCAGCUGUGGAACCCAGAUUGGCGCAGUCGCGACCUCAUCGAGCGUAUCCAAGCGCUCCUUCUCGCGCCCGACCCCGCGCUCAUGGAGCCACUGUACAACAGCGCCGAAGCGCGGCUAGAGCUCCAAGGAUUGCGCUAUGCAGGCACGACUGUUCGCAGCUUUGGCCUCGACUGUCUUCGCCUCUUCCACAACGACUACGAGGCGUAUUGCAAGCACGCAAGGGACACGACAGCCAAGCACGCGAUGCGUGCCGUACCCCCCUCUUGA